UCAACUGCAGAGCGGGAAGACGAUAGUGUCAAUACUUCGUUUGUUUGGAAGAUAAUCGCUGCAUGUGGAUUUACGAACAUUCAAAAUGCCUUGAUAAUUUAGAUAGAGGUUACUAGACAAUAUGGCCGAUGCCAAGAUGUUGAAGAGACAGCUUGCAGAGGCAGUAAAGAUCAUAGCUGAUUUGAAGAAAAGUCUUGGAAUCUAUGAAUGUAGGAAAUCUAUCUGUAGAUUUCUUGAUGAUUUCUUUGGAGAUAUUGAUGUUGUGUCAGAAUCCUUAAAGAACCAUGGCGACAAGAGUGAGUGCUUUCACAUGUUGAUGUGGUGCCUGCACUGUCUCAGGAAUGAGCCCCAGAUCUACAUCCUCCUCCACCCGACCACCGACACCAGUGUCACAGCACCAAAACCCGGGGAGGUCAAGAGUGAAACACAGCUUUCACAAGCGUUCUGCAUGUGGUUUAUUGGCCGCCUUGUGCGUCUGCUGGGUCGACCGGAGUGCACCAUUCUGCACCAGCAGUGCCUGGAGAUCAUCAGACAGGUGCUGCUGGUGGUCCGGGUCAAGCAUCUCUACGUCUUCAAACAACUAGCAGCGGAGAUAGUCCACGCGCUGGGAGAGUUGGUGCAGAUCAAUGACCAGCUGUAUUCACCAGACCCUCCAGAGUUUGUGACUCUGUCAAGGUUCCAAGUUCCUCUGGAGAAGGUCAAACAAAGUCAUGUGGAACCUGGCAAGAGUGUGGAAGCAGAAGGUCUGACCCUGCAGGACAUGAAGAUCAACAUUGCAGAUCCCUGUCACUGUGAACUGCUGCAGAUCAACCUCACGAAGAUAGUCCACGGCUCGCUGCAUGAGGUCUGUGUGGUAGACCCGCACCAUGUUCAGUUGUUGUGGGGAUGUCUGUGCUGCCAUCUGGAGUUUGGGGACAUCCAGCUGAAAAUAUGUUCCCUGUCCCUCCUGUCCGACAUCCUGGCCUCGACCGGUCUGCCCACGCUGGUGAUGGACUACUUCCUGGGCUGUGUGGCCGGCCUGCUGGAGUUCCUGCUGACCGACUGUGAUGAUGUGCCAGAUAGUGAGUUACAAGAACUUGAAGAAAACAGUGCCUUGAUGAUGAAUGGCCUCAUAGCAGCAGAUGCAAAGCCCUUCAAGAUAAACCAGGUGUCUGUUGGCCAGGCUGAGGACCAGCUGAAAAGACUUGCUGACAUGGCUGUGAAACUCGGGCUGACUGGUCUCCGCACUGACAACAUGAGGCAGGCAAUGUCACACUGGAUCUGUCACCUUCUAGGAAAGUUCCCGGCUGACCUCAGACACAGCCAACUGUUCUGCUACUACCGACAGCAGCUCAUGAGGGCAUUGUUUGGAGUCUUUGGAUCAACAAUAUCUUACGAGUUCAUUGUGAACCCCUUGCAUCAGCUCAUUGUGAUCGAUCUUCAAGGUCAGCUGCCAAAACAAGGGGAGACAACCAGGGUAGAUGUUGAGCAGGACCGGAAGGAUAAACACAAGAGACCAGGACUAUCACAGAAGCGAAAAAGAAAGCCGUCAGAUGACGAUGAGGGCAACCUCGAGAAGCAAUCCGCCACCUUCAAACAGGCUAUGCAGAAACUGAGGAUGUCCAUCAUCAACAGAAAGACAGACCACAUGUCAUGUCUGAAGAUCAUACAGACAGUGAUUGAGCUGGCGGCAAGGGGAAUUGUCCACUGCCAGAAUACCACAGGGGAGGACCGUCCUUGUGUCCUGCAGACCUGGCUGAGCAAGCAGCUUCUACGGCAGUUCUAUGACGUCUGGGCAGAGUACUUGUUUCAGGAUAAGACCGAACUGUCCCCAGCCACCAUCAACACAGGCGUCCUCAUCAUCAUACAGUCUAUAGGAACUCUACUGGCACUGCAGGAUUCAGUUCUAUCCGACAUUGAUAUUCUGACAGAUUUUGCUUGGAUACUGUCAUUGCCAUGGUUACCAAAUGACCUGUCCUGGCUGGACCUUAGGCCUGUCAGGGCCAAGGAGAUUGCCCAGCUCAGCAACACUCUGUCUGAUGUCAUUGAGACAGCCACAUUGUGUGAGAGUCUGAGGGUCCUGUCUCUGCUGCCCAAAGAUGUGGCAUCAAAAUGGAGGAUCCAUAUCUUCACUCAAACUUUCGCUGACAGCAGUGCAGACAUCCGCCUGGCGUCACUUCAGGUUAUGCCAGAAUUCCUCUUCAACCUUGGACCGAAUGGAAACCAUCUCAUUACGAACUUCUUGCACCCUCUUACUGGGGACAAACACCAGCCAAUUGUUGAAACCCUGGCCACAAGUUUGGGGAUCAUCACAUGUGUUGUCAGUCGGAAGGCCCUCUUCAAGUGUGAUGACUUCUCUGCUGCCUGUGGCCCCCUGUACAGGAAGUUCAGCAUCAAGUGCACACUGUGUGACGAGCUGCAAGGAAAGACUGAUGGAUGCAGCUCCCAGAAGGAGAGGUCAAAGAGUGUUGACCCGGCGCUGUUCAGUCCAUUCCUGCAGCUCCUGGAGAUAGGUGAUGUGACUAUUAAGAAAGCCUUCAUCAAGAGCAUUAGACAGAUGUUCAGUCACAUCAGUAUUCGGUCCCACAACCAAACCACAGUGGCCAUGUUGAAUCAGUGUCUCGGGCUGGUAGAAGACACGGACCAUCAAGUCAGGACACGUUUCAGUGAGGUGAUUCAGCACCUGCUGGGAGAGGAGGGAGAGGGAGAGAUGAAGGGAGGCGUGGACAACAUCAUCAUGAACAGACUUCAGCAGGUCUACUUCCAGGCCCGGUCCGACAACAACAUCAGGCUCCAGGAGACUGUGCUGUACACCAUCGGGCAACUUGGCAGGGUUGCAGAGAAGGACAUCCUCCUGGUGGUGCUGGUGAGCUUGCUGGAGAGCCUGCUGUCAGCCAUACCACUCACAGCCGCCACUGCCUACCAUGAGCUGCAUGCUAUAGCUGAUCAUAAGAAGAUGAGCACUCAGAACCUGCUCAGCAAGUUCCGACAAGGCAUAUGCAAGUUUCUUGUGGAGGCCAUGCAUGAUGCAGCCACAGGGAGCGGGGACAACACCCCAGAGGUUAUUCUACACAAGGUGGCCAGAGCUCUCAAGUACCAGGAUGUCAAGAUGUUCCUGCAGGGAUCUGAGAAACACAUCGUCCCGUUCCUUGUGAGCAAGGCCACUCCAGUUGCCUCGAACCUCCUGAAGAUGAUCUCCACACUCCUGAACAUCAAUACACGACGUCUGCUCCUGGUGCACAACAUGAAGUAUAUCUUCUCCUAUCUGGUCAGACUUUGCCAAGCCGCUGAGUUGGAGAAAGCUCUGGCAUUUCUACAGAGUGAGGCCAACAUGGACCUUGGCAAGCUGAUCCGCCUCGAUUUCCAGCGGCUCCACAACGAGCUGCUGCUUCAUCUCAGCUCCAACUACCAACAGGUGUUCAAUGGUCUGAGAACCCUGUCAUCUUACGAUGGUCAUUACCAAGGACCCAAGGACAUCACCACACCAGAACAGAUGGCUGACUAUCUGGAACCUCGUCUGCUUGGUGUCCUGGCAUCUUUCGACUCCCAGCUGGUCAACCCAAACACUCCCCUGGAGGACAAGCAGCUGGCCAUGGAGAGUCUGAUCGCCAUUAUUCAGCUGAUGGGGUCCAAGCACAUUAGCUCCAUCAGACACAAGGUGAUGAACACACUCAGACUUGGUCGACAGUUUGUAGAGACAUCAUGUCGAGCCUGGAACGGCUUUGUUAGAAGCCUUGAGUUGCCCCUUCUGGGGACAAUGCUGUCUCAGAUUGUGGCGACACUGCUGCCGUUGCUGCAUGAACUUCCAAAACAAGUGGCAGAUAUAUUCACAUACAUGAUCGUUGAAAACAGGUCAGCCCUCCACCAUCACUUCCACGAGGUGUACUUCCUCCCCGACGUCCCCGAAUUGAGUGAUGCUAAUGCGGUACUGAAACAAUAUGCUGAUGGACCCUCAAGCCAAUCCGACCUGAGAACACAGCUAGCCCACUCGGUACAGGGCAUCAAACAUGAGAAUAUUGAUGUGAGGAGACGAGCACUUUCAAAACUCCGAAAACUUCUUCGAGAGGACAAGGAUACACUGAAUGAGUACAUCAUGGGGAGUGAAGUUGCUGACCCCAUCAUAUCUCAGCUGGUGACAGUUCUGAUGGCUGGGUGUCGAGAGUCUGACAGUGAGGCAGAAUUGCUGUAUGCUGAAUGUCUUGGUGAACUUGGUGCCAUUGAUCCUGGCAGACUCGAGCUGAUGGGGAACAACCCCAAGGAGGAAAUGACGAAGUUCAAGGCUACGGUGGAAGAUGACAACUUUGCUGUGGGUCUCAUCAAUGAGGCCCUCAAAGCCUUCCUGUCGGCUACAGAGCCCAGAGUCCAGGACUGUUCGGCCUUCGCUCUACAAGAUCUGCUGCAAAUCUAUGAAAUCUCUGAAGGGAAGGAAAGCGACAAGACCCCAAACAAGCUCUGGAGGAGAUUCCCGGAACACAUACAGGAGAUUCUCAUACCCCUGCUGACAUCAAAAUACAAGCUGGCAUCGGAAGCAGUGUGGGACAAGUGCCCCAAGCCCAUCUACCAGAGUGCCAAGGGAGGUAACUUCAAGGACUGGGUCAGCAACUGGACUGGCUACCUCAUACAUCUCACAUCGAGGCUGAACCCUGGCAAGACUGCGCGAGUAUUCCAGGCGUGUAGUGCUUGUAUCCGUCACAACAUCCAGGUGGCGCUGUAUAUCCUGCCGCACGUGGUGGUGCAGGUCUUGCAGGAUGGACGGAGCGACGACAUACAAGAGAUCUACUCUGAGAUACUUGAGGUGAUCAACCAGGUGAAGAAACCCGACACUCGACAUCGAAGCCCGUCUGACUUCCGCCACAAGAGUGCCCAGACAGUGUUCUCCGUCCUGGACUACCUGGCCAAGUGGUGCCGGCACCGAGCACAGGCCAAGCCAGCGGCCAACUCCAGCACUAGACAGGCCAGCUACCUGAAUGAUGCUGGAUACAACGCUGUCAAUGACUUCCUCGAGCGUGUUCCCAAGGACAGUUUGGCUGAGGCCAGUGUCAACUGCAAGGCAUACACCCGAGCCCUAAUGCACUUCGAACAGUUCGUCUCACAUAAAGACAGCAAUCUUCAAAAACACCUUGAUUUCGUCCAACGCCUGUAUGUUGCUAUGGAUGAGCCAGACGGAGUUUUGGGUGUGGCAGCCAUUAGACAGACACCGUCAACACUGAUGCAGCAGAUACUCACCCAUGAGAGUCUUGGCCAGCAGCAGGAUGCCCAGGCGUGCUAUGAGCAGGCGAUCCAGAAGGAACCGGAUGAAGUCAGCCACCACCAGGGUCUGCUGGCCAGUCUGAUGGAACUGGGUCAGCUGAACAAAGCACUGCUGCACACCACGGGGGUCAUCGCCGAGAAACAAUCAUGGAAAGGCCAGCUGAACGCCUACAGGAUCGAGGCCUCCUGGAAGUUGGGGAGUUGGGAUAAGCUGGAGAUGUUUUGCCAUGGAGAGACUCACCGGCGGAACUGGGCAGUGGGCGUGGGCAGAGUGCUGCUGGCAGCUAAGGACAAGAAGGAGGAAGAGUUCUGUAAGCAGCUGGAGAUAAUUCGACGUGAACAGAUGGGGCCUUUGUCUGCGGCCAGCAUGGAGAUGGGGUCAUACCAUCGAGGAUAUGAGAAUAUUUGCAGACUGCACAUGUUGAAUGAGAUCGAGCAGGUGAUGAGAGUGUUGCGGGAUUUCCCCGUCCACUGUGUAGACUCUGGCGACUCUGCUGUCAAGAUGGCGCCAGAAGAGCUGAUCAAGCAGUGGCAGGAACGCAUACAGAUGUGUCAGUCGUCUUUCCGAAUCCAAGACCCUAUUCUGACCUUGAGGCGGACCCUGUUGACUCUGUGUCAGUCGGACCAUGACCUCAGCACCAUGGUGGGCAAGUCUUGGCUCUGGAGCACCAAGGUGGCCAGGAAAUCAGGAUAUCUCCAGACUGCAUACAGCUGUCUCCUACAGGCCAGCGCCUUCAGUCUGCCAGAGCUGUUCCUGGAGAAGGCCAAGUGGCUCUGGGAAAAGGGCAACAACGAUGAAGCACUGACGUGUUUGGAGAAGGGUAUUUCUGUCAACUUCAGUAACAUGUCCCAGCUGAAGAUGGACAACUCGGAUGAGGGCAAACAGAAGAAGAAGACAUAUGCUCAGGCCUUGUUGCUGUAUGGGCGUUAUAGUGAGGACACCUCCAGUCUGGAGAGCAAUGCCAUCAUGAAGCAGUACAAGGAUGUGAUCGACAUCUACCCCCGGUGGGAGGAUGGCCACUUCUACCUGGCUAAGUACUACGACAAAAUCAUGAUGGCUCUCAUUGAUGACAAGGAGAAACCAGAGAAACAGGGAGAAUUCAUCAUCUAUGUGGUGAAGUUCUUCGGGCAGUCCCUGCAGUACGGCAACCAGUACAUCUACCAAUCCAUGCCACGCCUCCUCAGUCUCUGGCUGGACUAUGGCACCACCGUCGUGGACUCCGAGAAGAAGGAGCGUGGAAAGAACUCGCAGAAACUGCAGGCACAACGGACCAUUCUCAGCAGAAUCAACAAGAUUAUCUCGACGCUGGGUCGCCAGCUGCAGCCGUACCAGUUCUUCACAGCCUUCCCCCAGCUGAUCUCCCGCAUCUGCCACGCCCACCCGGAUGUGUUCCAGCAGCUGCAGGACCUGAUCGCCAACGUGCUGGUGCUGUACCCCCAGCAGGCCAUGUGGAUGUUGAUGGCGGUGUCGAAGUCUUCCUAUGCGAUGAGAGUCAAAAGAUGUCAACAGAUCUUUUCUACAUCAAAAGAAAACAAUCCGAAUCUCCACAAGUUCAUCAUGGAUGCGACUAGGCUGACGGAACGACUGCUGGAGUUGUGCGAGAAGAACUAUGGGCAGUCCACCACACUGAGUAUGUCCACACACUUCAAACCCCUGAAGAGACUCCUGGAGGACGAUAACUUCAGCUCUAUUCUGCUGCCACUGCAGUCCGCCAUGACGGUCAAGCUGCCCAAUGUCCUGGGCGUUGCUUCCAACCACAAUGCCUUCCCAGACAAACAAGUCUACAUCAAGGGCUUCGAUGACACGAUUGAAAUCCUGCCGUCACUCCAAAGACCCAAGAAGAUCACCCUGAUUGGCAGCGAUGGCAAGUUCUACAACAUGAUGUGUAAACCAAAGGAUGAUCUCCGCAAGGACUGUAGGCUGAUGGAAUUCAACACCAUUGUCAAUAAGUUCCUCCGCAAGGAUCCGGAAUCAAGAAGAAGAAAUCUUCACAUCAGAACCUAUACUGUGGUUCCCCUGAAUGAGGAGUGUGGGCUGCUGGAGUGGGUGAACAACACGAGUGGGCUCCGCUUCAUCCUGCUCAAGCUGUACCGGGAGAAGGGGAUCUACGUCAACGGCAAGGAGCUCAAGACCAUGAUGCCCAGCAUUCACGCCCCUCUGGAGACGAAGAUGCAGAUCUUCCGGGAGAAGCUGCUUCCCCGUCAUCCUCCUGUGUUCAAUGAGUGGUUCCUGCGGACAUUCCCGGACCCAACAUCCUGGUACAAUGCCCGUCUGGCCUACGCCCGCACGUCAGCUGUGAUGAGCAUGGUGGGAUACAUUCUGGGUCUCGGCGAUCGACACGGGGAAAACAUUCUGUACGACUCCACCACAGGGGACUGUGUGCACGUGGACUUUAACUGUCUCUUCAAUAAGGGUGAGACGUUUGAGUGGCCAGAGCGAGUGCCCUUCCGCUUGACUCACAACAUGGUCGGUGCUCUGGGUCCGAUGGGGGUGGAGGGGAUCUUCCGACAGGCAUGUGAGGUGACGCUGCGAGUGAUGAGGAACCAGAUGGACCCUCUCAUGAGCAUCCUGAAGCCCUUCAUCUACGACCCCUUGGUCGAAUGGAGCAAGCCUGCCAGGGGUCAAAGGUCAAAUCCAACUGAAUCGGGAGAAAUCUCCAAUGAGCAGGCCAUGAAUCAUGUCCAGAACAUUGAACAUCGCCUGAAGGGAAUCCUGAAGAACAAGACGAAACCAAGAGGGCUGCCCCUUUCCAUCGAGGGACACGUCAACUAUCUCAUUAAGGAAGCCACAGAUGAGAAGAACUUGAGUCAAAUGUACAUUGGUUGGGCAGCCUAUCUGUAGAGGUCAAGAGGUCACCCUGAACAAGUGGGCACUGGUCAAAAGUGCCUCCGCGACUGGUAGAUGCUGGUUUGGACCAGAUUUCUCCUUACAGUUUUGUUAAUUUAUGCACAUUUCACACAUCAUAAAAAAAUCAUCAGUUAAUAAGGAUAUUAGAAUUUGUUUAUUCUGUUUUCUUUCUAAAUAAUUAUUAAUUUGUUAUUGGAUUUUUGAAAAGAUGAAAAGUUUUCAGCUGUCAUUUUCUGACUUAAUUUAGUGAUGAGUUACAUGACUUGAGUGACUGCCACCCUGUUAGUUAUGCUGAAGCAUGUUGCAUUUGUGUUCAUAUUGUUUUCCAAGAAUAUAACUUUUCCCUACUAAAGGAAACAUUAAAACCUUGGUAUAUGAAA
Haliotis rufescens (red abalone) is the source of this 8457-nucleotide messenger RNA. RefSeq names its product serine/threonine-protein kinase ATR-like. Gene Ontology annotation, cellular component: nucleus. The record is from RefSeq and is a predicted model, not a curated record. Gene Ontology annotation, molecular function: protein serine/threonine kinase activity; protein binding. The transcript is spliced from 69 exons. Gene Ontology annotation, biological process: protein phosphorylation; telomere maintenance; DNA damage checkpoint signaling. Bases 122 to 8071 code for a protein of 2649 amino acids. Lineage: Eukaryota; Metazoa; Mollusca; Gastropoda; Lepetellida; Haliotidae.